AUGGCAGUUCAAGGCGGCUCCCUGACGCCAUUUACCAUCCAAGAUAUUCUCACCCGGGGCGAUGACGCUCGGCUGACUCGGAAUUCGCACCAGGAGCGGGUGAAACUCCAGCCCCCUGGCUCCGACCCGCACUGCGAUUCGAGGGCAGGGGCUGCUCUGGCGGGGGAGAGACGGACUCCGCUGAUCGUCAUCCGGAUCGACCAGGAGGACCAAGGGGAGGCACUAAACAGCGGCCCGGGGCGAGACGAGAGCCGGCAGCCAGCGCCUGAAGUUUUGAACGGUGACCGGCAGGCCGAGAAUAAUGAAAGGGGGCGGCUGGAUGUGGAGUCUCUCAAUGAGGAGUCGAGAGAGGCGAACAGCUGGGAGAAUAGCGCAGAAAAAUUCGAUAAAGAUUCAGACCGCCAGGCCGCGACCGACGAUGAGGAGAAGAUGGACAAACUCGCCCCGUCCGACCAACCCAGCAAAUCCGGCAAGAAACGCUCCCGAGCCGCCUUCUCUCACGCUCAGGUCUUCGAGUUGGAGAGAAGGUUCAACCACCAGAGGUAUCUGUCGGGUCCGGAGAGGGCAGACUUGGCGGCGGCCCUCAAACUCACCGAGACCCAGGUCAAAAUCUGGUUCCAGAACCGAAGGUACAAGACCAAGAAGAGGCAGAUGGCUGCAGAACUGGUGGUUAAUUCGGCGCCCACGGCAGCCAGGAAAGUGGCCGUGAGGGUCCUGGUGCGAGACAAUCAGAGGCAAUACAGCCCGGACGAGUUAGGAAACCCACAUUUGCUCUCGUUAUACCAGGCUUAUCAAUACUAUCCCUACAUGUACUGUCUACCAGCCUGGCCUCCGAAUGUUAUCCCUCUCUGUGGAGGAACUCAUUGA
Messenger RNA from Carcharodon carcharias (great white shark), 867 nucleotides. RefSeq names its product NK3 homeobox 3 (gene nkx3.3). Gene Ontology annotation, molecular function: RNA polymerase II cis-regulatory region sequence-specific DNA binding; DNA-binding transcription factor activity, RNA polymerase II-specific. The record is from RefSeq and is a predicted model, not a curated record. Gene Ontology annotation, biological process: cell differentiation; regulation of transcription by RNA polymerase II. The transcript has 2 exons. Lineage: Eukaryota; Metazoa; Chordata; Chondrichthyes; Lamniformes; Lamnidae. Bases 1 to 867 code for a protein of 288 amino acids. Gene Ontology annotation, cellular component: nucleus.